CUGCCCCCCGCCCGCCCUCCGAGUCACCGCGGCCGCCGACGCCGCCGACAGCCGGAUUCCCACCCACACUGACCACAGCCACGCAGCCCGCCGACCCCUCGGGACUCCCUCCCACGCUGGCCACAGCACUCGAGUCCUCUCCGCCCGUCGUAGACCCCGUCCUGCUCGCCGAAGAGGCCGUCGCUUCCAUUUCUUCCUCCAUGCCGCCUCCAAGCGGCGAGAUACGGCGCAAAGCGCCUCGACGGAGGAGAAUACCUGCUGCCAGUACCGAAGCAUCCAAAAAGAAACGGGCGGGGAAGAUCCCGGGCACGGCAGCGUCGACACCUCAAGCUGCGUCGGACGACGAUUCUGUCAGCCAAGCAGGAUCCAAACGAGCGGCUUCAGUGCUCGACGACGACGACGAGACGUCACUAGCGGGGUCAGUCUCUUCUUCGCGUGCGGGCUCCCUUGCUCCGGGGCGCGCAAAGCGUGCGAAAACUUCCCGGGGCCCUCGGGUCGCUACGAUUGCCCUCACCGAUGUAGAGCCCGAAGAAAUGGUAGGCAGUCCGGUUACGGAAGAGAUGACCAUGGGCGACCUCGCCACCGUACUCGUCUCGGAAGGCCGGGUAUCCUCCCGCGCUAUCAAGAUUGACGAAUUUCGACGAGCAGAAAUGCUCAAGAAGAAGGAGGUUGCUCAAAAGCGUGCCGAGGAAACUUGGAAGCGUAAUCAGAUCAAGAGACGUAAAGUCCGUGCUGCUCAAAACAAGGAUAGGGCAAAGAGAAGAGAAGAAAUUAGGAAACAAGGCGGGGACGAGAAGGAUGUCUCUCCCGAUGAGAUGGACUCUGACGAAGAGUUUGAGGUGGCUCCCGAGAGACUUACACCCCCGCGAUCGUCCUCGGAAGAAGCGGGAGAGCGUGCGGCAGCAGGCUUUGGCCAAGGCGAUGAAGAGGACGGAGCGGUCGACUCGGAUGUGCAAGAUGUGGCUGUAGACAAUGGCCCCCUUGACGAAGAGGACCAGGCGUUUGAAAACAUGUUUGGCGAUAACGCCCGUCCCAACUCCCUUGCUCCCGAAGACAAUGCAGUUAUCGCGAAUGAGGAGGAGGAGGACGCCGCCACGGCCGCCCUUCGCGCUGCUGGCUUCACCGUCACAGAUGAUCCUGUAUCUCCCCGGUCUAAUGAUGACGGGUGGGGUGGUCCUGGUGGAGCGGAAGAGUUUGAUGUCGCCGAUUAUCGAUUAGCAUUGCAAGAAAAACGACUUCGAGAGUUUAGGGAACGUGAGGAGGAGGAUGGUGAUGUGGUGGAAGUUGACGAUGAAACGCGUUUUGUCAAUUCGGCGACGUACGGAAAGAAUAGGAAAUCACAGAGAUGGUCAAAGAUGGAAACAGAGCUGUUCUACGAGAUCCUGGGCGAGACUGGCGAAAACUAUACUCUGAUGAAGGCAUAUUUCCCCGGCCGUGAUAUCCGUUCACUUCGACUGAAAGGUGCGCGGGAAAACAAGGUGAAUCCGGAAAAAAUGACAGCUGCCAUCAUGGCGCGCAAACCACUCGAUAAAGAUUACCUGGCGAAAUCCGCGGGAUACGAUGCGAGUCGAUCGUGGGACAAGGAAGAAGCCCUCUUUGAGGAAGCCAAGGCCGAUGUCGAGAGGUUGCGGAAACUCGAUAGCGAACAACCGCUCGGGAAAGAUGUCGAAGAUCUGGAUGAGCAGUCUGGAGAUAUGAUGGAAGCAGACGAUGAUGAUGGUUUGCAGAGGAUUGAGGAGAUGGAUGUGGAAGAAGAGGAAGGGAAAAGUGAAGAUGGAAACGACGAGUAGGAGUUCAUGGAGAUAUUUGAAUGAGGACUAAAGUAUAAAGAGUAUAAUUCGAUUUUCGAUCGUGAUUAAAAGAUAUUGCUUUAGAGAGUAAAAAGCUAAAAAAUUGAGAAAUUUGUAGAAGCUUCAUUUCCGGGUUUAUUUGGUGUUGUAUGCUUCAAAGUGUUCCGACUUUUUGAGUCUAUAGUAUGUAUGUUUGUUUGUGAUACUACCCCAACAAUAAUACAGUACGGGGAUGCGAGUUAC
Molecule: messenger RNA, 2033 nt
Organism: Cryptococcus deneoformans JEC21
Lineage: Eukaryota; Fungi; Basidiomycota; Tremellomycetes; Tremellales; Cryptococcaceae
Exons: 3
Coding region: 201-1790 (529 amino acids)
Biological process (GO): RNA polymerase III preinitiation complex assembly
Cellular component (GO): transcription factor TFIIIB complex
Molecular function (GO): TFIIIC-class transcription factor complex binding
Source: RefSeq, a predicted model, not a curated record